UUCGUUUAAAUAUUUUUAUGGCAGUGUAUCAUCCUGUUGAGGUCAUGCAGCCAAUUAUCAUUAAGGAACAAAAAGGAAUUCUACUAGCUACUAUAUUCUAUAUACUAUAUACUAUAUACAUGUAUACUAUAUAUACCAAUUAUAACAUAAUUAUGUUUAAGGACUGCAUGAUAUAUAAAUAGUUUAACUCAAAAGUGUUAUUGUAAUCAAAUCUUGAAGUUUCAAUUGUUGAAAUUUCUGUAACUGUUUCUGCAACUGCCUUCUGCCUAGCUGUAGAUGUUGUCAUUCUACAUUUCUUACAUUGACUAAACCGAAAGAAACAUGUAGUAACUGUCUUUGUUUAAACACAGAGGACUUUCUCUAAUGUUUUAUCAUCAGUUUCUAUUAUUCUCAUAAAUUUCAGUUCAAUACCGAGCUGAUUUGUUAUGAAACUUAUACAUUUUCUUAAACAAUAUUCUUACUAGUAUGCACAAAGGCGUUUCAGAAGUGUUAUAGCAUAAUAUCCCAACUCACUAACUGGAACCAGGCUCGACUGGAAUGCUUGAGAAAAAAUAUGUCGCUUGUGUCAAUGCUGUCAUUGUCUGAAAUGCGUUUUAUCAAGUAUUUGCUACGAGAGAGAAGAUAUCUGGACGGACAUCCUUCUAAUUUCUUUGAUGCCGAGUUUUACGUUCACAUAGGAUUAAGUCUUGGAACAAAAUUUAGUUAUGAGGUUCCUAUUUGGGAAAACGGAUUUUACGCAACAUAUUUCACAGCAAGAAACAGACAGAAAGUUUCAACAGGCAACUGCACUCGGAUGAACUUUAAACUUUUCGAUGAUGAUUUUACAUGGGAAUACGAGGAUUGCGAAUAUAAACUUGCGGAAUAUACUAUGUGCGAAUACAGACAGCAAGGCAAACGCACUCGUCAAGUGAAGUCGCUGUCUACUUGGGUUGAUACAGAAAUAGAGGUAGUACCAGAGCAAGUACCAGCUUCAGAGUAUAACAGCAAUAUCAAUACAACAGUGUCUGGUAAAAAGUGCAAAGACUCACAGUGCGAGUUUAGUGAGUCCCUGAGAUUUGUUGCCUGUGUAAACAUCGAUGGAAUAUGGGAAGAAUGCAGUAUCAAUCUACCCACCCGGAUGAAUUCAAGUAAAGUCUACUACAAAUAUUUGGGAAAUCAGAGUACCUCUUUUAGUGGAAAAAUAUGUCAAAGAUGGGACGUAAAGUAUCCACACAACCACGACCUACAUGGAAACCUUUUUAAGGGAGAGGGCAUAUCAGACGCUUCUAAUUACUGUAGAGACCCUGUAGAAACGGGAUAUCUUUGGUGCUUUACAACAGAUGCUGACACAAGAUGGGAACCCUGCUUAUUAAAUGAAAUAAAAGCAAAGCGUUAUUGUACAACAAAGUCAAGCCAAAAAUAUACCGGGAAUAGAAAUACAACAAUAACUGGAAAGGCGUGCCAGAGGUGGGACAAGCAGGAUUUGAAGAACGCUGAUUUUCCAAAAAUAGAUCUAACUGAUGCAUCGAACUAUUGUCGUGAUCCUUAUGGUUUUGGUUAUGAUUGGUGUUACAUUGAAGCCUUCCAGCAGGAUCAGACAUGGGAACCUUGUCAAAUAAAUGAAAUAGAGGGUGUAGAACUUGCUGAUGACAUCGUAAUAGAAAUUGAUAAUACCUCGGAUAAUGCACUUAUAUGUGACAAUGGAAGAGUGAUUCAAUCGUAUUUCAAAUGUGAUGGCAAAUUUGACUGUAAAGAUCACUUUGAUGAAAUAGAUUGUGUGUACUCAGGCAAGUUUAUCAACAGUGAAUUUCACUGUUGUAAUGUUUUCUUUAAAUAUGGUAAAGUUUUAGACACGAACUCAACGAACCGCAAUAUAAGCCCAGUCAUAUGA
This is a messenger RNA of Mercenaria mercenaria, 1870 nucleotides long. Its product is annotated as hepatocyte growth factor-like. The transcript is spliced from 8 exons. Bases 554 to 1870 code for a protein of 438 amino acids. Lineage: Eukaryota; Metazoa; Mollusca; Bivalvia; Venerida; Veneridae. Gene Ontology annotation, molecular function: endopeptidase activity; signaling receptor binding. The record is from RefSeq and is a predicted model, not a curated record.